AUGUGUAGUGAAGAAGCGGUGAAAUGGCUCUUGGUUCCACUGCUUUGGCUUUACGUUCAAACGGAUGAUCCUGCCUUCGUGGACCACCAAGCCUUCUCGGCAGAGGUCGACACCUUCCGGGCCGCACUCGGGGAAGCGCCAGGAUCCAUCAACGUCACUUCGGGCACCCACCUCGAGGAGAUGAUACACCACCUGGCCACCGACGAACUGGAGGCAGCUUUACCCAGCCCGCCUGCACAUGUGACGGGCGUCGCGUGCAUUGUGGGCCAUCUCCGCACCCUGGGGCUCCCCAAGGUGCAUCAGAACUUGCGCAAGAACGCUCUGGAUUCCCUGCACUUCACUGAGCUUCGAACCAUUCUGGUCACGGAGUUCGGCAGCAGCAUGCCCGACGACGCCGGGGCGUCGAAUGACAUGGCCGAGUCGCUCAGGAGCAAAAACCCCACACGCAGCUGGACAGAAAUGGCUCCUGCACUCGAGUCGAUUGCACCGGAUGUCAUCCUGAAUGUGCCUGUCGUGGAGGAAGGACACCCACCCGACCGGAAAUGCGCCGACACCUAUCCAUUGUCCUGCAAUGCUCAGUGGAAGAGGUUGGAGCUCUGCAUGUCGCAAGUGCUAUCCCUGGAGCAGCAGCGUGGUGAACCUUUCGACUGGGUGAUUCGUUUGCGCACGGACAUGCAUUUUGGUGUCCCCUUGGGCGACAUUCGAAUCUACGACCCGGCUUACGUGCACUUGCCAGUGGGAAGCUGGACGGAUCCACACGAUACCUUUGCCCUGCUCCCGCGACAGUUUGCGCCGAUCUACUUCAACACGCGCCAGUAUGGUGGCACCGAGUACUGCUGGGUUUCGCCACCCGAAGUGAGGUCUGACGAUUGCUGUCACCGGCUCAAGUUGCAGCUUGAGAAGCACCAGGUUCCCGUGAAGCGCUUUGCCCAUUCACUGUUGCCUGGCCUACAUGUGUGGAUCCCUGUAGAAACUGCCGCUGGACGCUAUUUGCCCAGGCUGAAGAACCCUGCAUUUGCUAUCAUCGGCACAUGGCACAGAAACUUAGAAAGUGGGAGGCAGAAAAGGCAGCUUUUGGGAGACGCUUGCCAGGAUGCAGAGCUGCUCCGUUGUUUGCGCGACUGCGCUGACCCUGAGGAGGGCGAGGCAAAGCGCUUGGUGCAGCAGUUGGAGGCUCGCCAUGGCUCCGGCUUCUGGAAAGCCGACAUGUUUCACUGCUCUCACCCCGAGUUUUCCGCGCGCCUCCAAAGCUGGGGCCGCGACUUUGCUCUGAGCAUGGUCGGCAAGCCGUGGCCGACGGCAAUCUACCGGCAGCUGAAGUUGCAAGUGGCCUACAUUGAGGAGUAUUUCAAUGCGCGAGCUGAAGCAAUUGAAGCUGAGCUGGCGCGCUUGAGACAGCUGGCGACGGAGGAGCCGCCCGCACACGAAGAGCAGCUGCCUGUCGAAGUGCCGCCCCAGCUGCGCUCUUUUUUCGAGCGCCUCCUCCAGAGCCAGAAGGUGAAGGUGGUUGAUCUGGCCGGCGGGCCUGGCUGCUGUGCCGCGGGCGCUUGGCGCUUCUUUACGUCGGAGCGUAUGGGCUCAUGUGCUGUCGAAGCCACUGUGAUGGACCCUGUGGAAGAGUGGUCAUGGUGUCACGAGAUGCUGGGGCUGCAGUUCCGCCACUCCGCCAGCUUGUCGGACAUGCUUCUCGAGGACUGCACCUUCACGGCAGACGUCGUCCUGUUAGGCUGGGCCAUGAGCUUCGCCUGCAAGAGCUUCUGGGAUCGCUUGCACGUUGCCUUUGGCCAGCGGGGGGCCUACCUCCCAGGCUGCAACAGCCAGGCGCUGAUCAUUGUAAUGGACCGGGGCCUGGACCAGCUCCGCUUCAAGGACAAGCGCGAGAGGGAGCUCCAGAAGCCUGGGGUCCUCUGGAAGGACUACGGGGCCAACGUGUGCUUCUCAUGGAUGUUGGGAAGCCCAUCAUCCCCGGCAAGCUCCGAGUGA
Messenger RNA from Symbiodinium natans, 1983 nucleotides. NCBI's taxonomy places the organism in Eukaryota, Dinophyceae, Suessiales, Symbiodiniaceae. The record is from the annotation of a GenBank genome assembly.